Molecule: messenger RNA, 885 nt
Organism: Rotaria sordida
Lineage: Eukaryota; Metazoa; Rotifera; Eurotatoria; Philodinida; Philodinidae
Source: the annotation of a GenBank genome assembly
AUGGCUGACAAACAUUCGGAUGAUGUAACAAUUGAAAAGCCAACAUCAACAACAAAAUCACCACCUAAUAAUGAUGAUAAAUCACGUCAUCGAAAACGACGUGAUCGUUCACGAUCAUCAUCGGUAAAACGUCAUCGACAUAAACGAUCACGAUCGCGAUCUCAUCAUCAUCAUCGACAAAAACGACAUCGACAUAGUCGAUCACGUUCACCACGACGACGACGAUCAAGAUCAAGACGACGUUCACCACGAAGACAUUUUAGUCCAAUUAAAAAUCGAAAUAUACAUAUUGAAAUACGAGCAAAUGAAGAUGAAAAAAAACGUAUUCAAUUAGAAACAUUACAAAAAUUUAAAGAUAUGGCAGCGAACGAUACAUUAGAUUUAUCUCAAUUAACAAUUGAAGAUUUAAAAAAAGCUGUCGAUGUACCAAAAGAAUUACGAUCAAAUCAAGGUGCUACAAUUAUGUAUCAAAUGGAUGAAAUCAGAAAAUUAAUUGAAGAAUUAACUGGUAUAUCUGUUCCAAAAAUUUAUAAUACUGGUACAGUUAAUCCACUUCAAUAUGCUCAACAACAACGUAAACGUAAAUUACUUUGGUCAAAAACAAAUGAUAAAACAUCAACAAGUAAAGUUGGUGCAGCAAUAACAGAUGGACAAGAUGAAAAAACAGCUGAAAAAUUUCGAAAAUUAUUAGGUAUGAAAACAAGUGGAAAUACAAAUAAUGAUUUAACAGAAACAAAUGCUAUUAAUCAACAACAACAAAAUACAUUUGAUUCGCUUGAUAAAGAAUAUCAAACAGCACGAAUAACAACACAUUUACGACGUGGUGUUGGACUUGGAUUUCUUUCUCAAGGAUCUUUUAUACCUUCAUCAUCAGACAAAAAUUAA